AUGGUGCGUAAGCGCAAGAGUGGAACCCAAAAGCACGGACGUUCCAAGGUCAAAACUCCAAUCAUUGUCGAGCUGAAUGAAUCGAAUAAUGACGCUUCUGAUCCUUGGGCUUCGAUUGAAAACGGCGAUGCUGUGACAGCACGCCAAGUUUUCUACAAGAAACCUGUCCCAAAGGAGCCUCAGAUCAAACAUUACGAAAGGUUCAAAAAUAAGAAACAACGCCUAAGCGAUGGUUUGAAUGCGAAGCGCAUAGAAACCCAUACUGGGAAUAAUGGACAGGCGAAAGGAAUCAAGAGAAGAAAUCGCUCUGAAGAUAGCGAAAACAACGGCUAUUCACCUGCUCAGAAAAUGCCAGUGAAAAAGAUAAAAACAGGUGGUGAAAAUGGCAACGUCAAUAUUUUUGCGGAUGUUAUCAAAAAUAAGGGAACAGCCGAUUCAGAGAAGAAGAAAGGGAAGAAGCGUCGGCUAAGUCACACUCAGGAAGAGGAAGGCGGUCAGAAAGAGAUGUCACUGAGAAAACUGUAUCAUGAUGUUGAAUUCAGCAAGUGCCUACGACUUUCGGCCCUUAAUUUACGUUGUACAGCAUCACAAGAACUCUAUCUUACUGCAGUACAAUACGCUCUACUCCACGAAACUAAAUUGGCAAUUCUGAGAAGUGCUGGUCUUUGUGACAUUUUUAUGGAUCAUGGAGGCCGUGUGUGUUUAUAUGGCUGCGUAGAAAGUGUGAUAGAAGGGCACAUGGCAAUCAAGAGAAUGUUCCUUGAGCAAGGUCUGGGCGAACCGGGAACAAGGCCUCCGUCAGCACUCAGAGUUGCUCGGGAUCCAAACAACAACCAGCUUCGAGAGGCUGCCAAUGACACUCUAACGUCGGACAAGAGAAUGGGAAAUGAAGAAUGGAAUCCAGAUACUUCCCGUCCACCCCCGCCACUUUCAACAGUGACAGAUCUACAGACGACUGAACACACCAAUUCUCAGUCAUCGACGAGUGGCCGAGGGAAUUCCAUCAACCAGUCGUGCUCGUAUAAUUCGGUAGCGAAUGCGUCAAGCCAUUUGUCACCUGGAUCGGAAUCAUCAACACCUUCGGCAGCUGUUGUUGUUGACGAUCAACAUAAAACAAUUAUCGAGGAGCAACAACGAAAAAGUAUAAAGUUCUUUGUCAAACUAGCAGAUGCCCCACGACUCAUUGGGACACGUGGCACCAACAAACGACGUAUCGAACAGAUUACUGGUUGCACAAUUGUGGUAGGUUCUAUGAUGAAAUGA
This is a messenger RNA of Cooperia oncophora, 1263 nucleotides long. Lineage: Eukaryota; Metazoa; Nematoda; Chromadorea; Rhabditida; Trichostrongylidae. The record is from the annotation of a GenBank genome assembly.